Molecule: messenger RNA, 1080 nt
Organism: Coccomyxa subellipsoidea C-169
Lineage: Eukaryota; Viridiplantae; Chlorophyta; Trebouxiophyceae; Coccomyxaceae
Product: DUF1640-domain-containing protein
Exons: 5
Coding region: 68-817 (249 amino acids)
Cellular component (GO): mitochondrion
Source: RefSeq, a predicted model, not a curated record
CGAACAAUCAAUUCUGCUAUUACGGCCUUUCCUUUUCUCAUAUCGAGAAGAAUCCAGGUGCGCCUCAAUGGGCAGGACGAGCUCCUUGGCAAAGCUGGUGCAGCAAGGCACAAAUGUCCUAGCGAGGAGUGCAGCAGGCCCAGCAGCUCAGCUGGCGUCCGAUGCCAGCUCCAGCUGCAGCGCACGAGCUUCCAUUGUGGUCCAGAAUUUCCAGCGACGAGAGGGCUCCUCGUUGACAACCACUAGCCAUGACAGUGUGUCAGCUGUCACAAAAUCUCUGCUUCUCGAUACUCUCAGCUUGAUGCGAAGGUUCGAGAAGAUCGGUCUCACGAGGGCACAAUCGGAGCAGAUGACGGAGAUGCUGACGGAGGUCGUAUGUCUAAACAAAGAGAAAAUUUCGCAGCAGUUUGUGACCAAACAGGCGCUGGAAAUGGCAAUUUUGGAGCAGGAGUCACGGAUAGCGGGGUUUAAGGGGGAGGUGGCAAAGAGCCAGGAGCUGCAUCUGGCGUCUCUCUCGCGGGACACCGAGCGCCUGACCAACAGCCUGGAGAAAAUGCGCGCAGAAAUCAAAUACGAGGUGGACAAGCUGUCGGCCAGCCAGCGGCUAGACCUCAACUUGGAGAAGGGGCGCAUGCGCGACGAGCUGCAGGCGCUGCGGGACAAGUCCAACGAGAUGGAGAUCAAGAUGGACCGGGAGACCAACGCGCUGAAGGCAGCUGUGGAGCAGAGCAAGAACGAGGUUCUGCGCUACAGUCUGUCCAUGAUCCUGGCUCUCAUGGCAGCGGGCCUCACGGCAGCGCGCGUGCUGCAGAAAUGAGCUGGAAUUUCAUCGUAAUUGUUUGGUCAGAGAGGGUGUCAAGUUGGUGGCAGCUUGCUCAAAUCAGGGGCGCGGCAUGCGCUGAAGGGUGGAGGUCUGCUAGGAGCGGUCAUUUUGUUCAGGACAAGCGCCAGUCGAGUGUGUCCAAGAGUCACAGUAUGUCAUCGCAUGCUGCCCAGAGGCAAAGAGCUGCCUCGAGACAGAAUCUCAAAAGGUCACGACAUGUUUGAUGAAUGAGUGUAGGAUUUAAAUAACUGUUGUUC